AGCACUGUCAGCAAAACCAUGGGAUCUCCUAAUCACACCAACAUGAACCCUUCUAUCUUCUUUCUCCUGGGCAUUCCAGGUCUGGAGCAAUUCCACUCAUGGAUCUCACUCCCGGUAUGCUGCCUGGGUACAGCCACAAUGGUGGGCAAUCUAACCAUCCUGAUUGUUGUUGCCUCUGAACCUGCUCUGCACAAGCCUGUGUACCUUUUCCUAUGCAUGCUUUCAACCAUCGAUUUGGCUGCUUCCCUCUCAACAGUGCCCAAGCUACUGGCCAUCCUCUGGUGUGGAGCUGGAUAUAUAUCUGCCUCUGCCUGCCUGGCACAGAUGUUCUUCAUUCAUGCCUUCUGCAUGAUGGAGUCCACUGUGCUGCUGGCCAUGGCCUUUGAUCGCUAUGUGGCCAUUUGCCACCCCCUUCGAUAUACCACGAUUCUCACCAACACCAUCAUUGCCCGCAUUGGAGUGGUAGCUAUGGUCCGAGGCUCCCUGCUCAUGCUCCCAUGUCCCUUCCUUAUUGGGCGUCUGCGCUUCUGUCGAAGCCAUGUGAUCCCACACACAUACUGUGAGCACAUGGCUGUGGUGAAACUAGCGUGCGGGGACACUAGGCCUAACCAUGUUUAUGGACUGACGGCAGCACUGCUGGUUAUUGGAGUUGACUUGUUUUGAAUUGGUCUGUCCUAUGCCCUCAUUGCUCAAGCUGUCUUUCGUCUCUCAUCUCAUGAAGCUCGGUCCAAGGCCUUAGGGACCUGUGGUUCUCAUGUCUGUGUCAUCCUCAUCUCUUACACACCAGCCCUCUUCUCUUUUUUCACACAUCGUUUUGGCCACCAUGUUCCACUUCAUAUUCAUAUUCUAUUGGCCAAUGUGUAUCUUCUGUUCCCACCAGCUCUUAAUCCUGUGGUUUAUGGAGUUAAGACCAAGGAGAUUCGUGAAAGGGUUGUGAGGGCAUUUCAAAGGAGACAAGGAGCUGGGGUAAAGGUAACCCAGUGA
Molecule: messenger RNA, 984 nt
Organism: Cavia porcellus (domestic guinea pig)
Lineage: Eukaryota; Metazoa; Chordata; Mammalia; Rodentia; Caviidae
Product: olfactory receptor 52P1-like
Biological process (GO): G protein-coupled receptor signaling pathway
Cellular component (GO): plasma membrane
Molecular function (GO): G protein-coupled receptor activity; olfactory receptor activity
Source: RefSeq, a predicted model, not a curated record